UGAGAGGUACGUAAAUGAACGCCUCUAGCGGAAAACGGGAAAAUUUGCGUUCGUUGUUAUGAGAGUUAUUCCCCUUACACCAGAAAAAAUAUUUUCAAAAUGUCGGAAGAAAUUCCGCUUCGACGUAAAAAUGGUCAAUUUGGUGGUAAAGUAUUCAACAAUUCUCGUCAAAAUCUAACAAAAAGUGUGGUAGUAGUAAAUGAAAUGUCUUGUCCAAAUGAAACAUUGCUUCCCUCCCAAGAAAAUGAUAGUAAUAGUACCUUGGCAUGGCGUGAUGGUCGAAGAGUGGUUGAGUUGGGAUUAUUAGCUGACCAACUUAAAGCGUGUAAGAACUGUUAUUCACCUUUAUAUCUUCACAACUGCUCAAAAGAACAAAGAUAUGGCCUAGGAAGUAUAUUGUAUAUACCUUGUGGCAGCUGUCCCUACACCAACUUAAUAAACACUGGUAAACGACACAGAUCAGAAACAUCCAAAAAGGGAAUGUUGAUAUGGGAUGUGAAUACUAAAUGCAGUUUGGCCUAUUUAGAUGCUGGAAUGGGUCCACACCAGACAGUGAAUUUUCUUGCUGGCAUUAACAUCCCCCCAAUAGCAGUUAAGAAUUUAAAGAUCAGAGAAAGAGAAAUCGGUAAAACUAUUGAAAAGUGUGCUGAAAUGUCUUGUCAGAAAGCUUUACAAGAAGAAAUAGAUUUAAGCAGAGAUGAAGAUGAUAAUUUAAAUGGACCUUCAAUAACAGUUUCUUUUGAUGGUGCUUGGCAGAAACGAGGAAGUGGAAGAAGCUACAGUAGCUUGACAGGUCAUGCUACAAUGAUUGGUGAAAAAACUGGAAAAUGUGUGAGUCAAGGAACUAAAUCAGCAGAUUGCAGAAAGUGUAUGUAUGUGGAUGAAAAGGGAGAUGGACAGCACGAUUGUAGGAAAAAUCACAGCGGAAGUGCAAAGUCGAUGGAGCCAAACUUAGCCGUUGAAAUGGUGCAGGACCUGCAAUGCAAAGGAUGCACAGUUUCAUGUAUAAUAAUGGAUGACGAUACCACUACUCUAGCUAGACUUAAACAAAACAUUAAUUCUGAUAUUGUUAAAAGGUCAGACAAAAACCACCAGAGAAAAAAUAUUGUUAGUGACUUAUACCGCUUACAUGAAAAACACAAAGGUAAAUUGUCAACAAGUACUAUAAGCUACUUGACAAAAGAUUUAGAUUAUGCGAUAGCCCAAAACCAGAAUCAUGCAGAACAAUUGAGCCAGAAUAUUUAUGCUAUCAUUCCCCAUUCUUUUGGUGAUCAUUCUCACUGUGACUUAUCGUGGUGUAACUACCAUAAAGAUCCAGAAAAUUACAAACACAAAAGUCUUCCGUAUGGCAAAGAUUUAAACGGAGAGGAAAUGUUUGCUGAUUUGUCAAAAUUGUUUGAUUCUUACGCAAAGAACUCACAUAAAUUAGCUAACUGUGGCAGCUCACAAGGAAACGAAUCCUUAAAUCAAAUAAUCGCGUUAAAGGCACCAAAAGCUAAGCAUUUUGGGAGUAGCCAAUCCCUUCCUUUCCGAGUAUGCGUGGGUGUUAUUCAGAAAAACGAAGGUCGUUCUUAUAUACCACAAGUAUACGAAGCUCAUAAUUUGUCACCGGGAAAAUUUACAGUAAUGCAUACGGCAAAAAUAGACAAAAAGCGCAAACAUGACAAAGUAAAUGCAAGUACCCGGGAGGCAAAGAGAAAAAGACUAGUCAAAAAAGGAAAAUUCAACAUAAAUCUAAAGGCCAAAGAAAUACGAGAAGGCAUCACAUAUGCAACCUCUAUAUCUGCACCAGGAAAUUCGAUAGAGAAAGCUGAUGAUAUUUCACCCAUUCCUGAUCCUGAACCAGAAGUGACAGAAGAUCCCGUGUCUUUGAAAGACGAAACAUUUGUUUACUUUGACCUUGAAACUACAGGAUUCGGUACUGAUUGUGAUAUCAUUCAAUUAGCUGCAGCAUAUGCCAACCAAAAUUAUAAUCGGUAUAUGGUACCUAGUCAGCGUAUCUCGCCAUCUGCCUCUAAAGUAACCGGGUUUUCAAAAAGUGGUUUAAUUUUGUACAAAAACGGGGAAAUUAUGCAGACAGAUGAAGAACCUGAAAUUUUUAAGCAGUUUAUUUCUUGGCUUCCAAAAAAAUGCAUUCUGAUUGGUCACAAUUCAAAAAUUUUUGAUUCCAGGAUUCUGACUAAGGCUUUACAAAAUAAUAAUGUCAUGAAAGAUUUUGAAUUGAAAUGCGUUGGAUUUAUUGACACCUUAUCAUUGACGAAAGAACUACUACCAGACAGAAAGACAAGUAAGCAGUCAUACAACCAGGAAUCACUCGUGAAAGAUAUUGUUGGAAUUAGUUAUGAUGCACACAAUGCCAUUGGUGAUGUGCAAUCCCUGCAACAGCUGAUCAACACGUUAAAAGUUUCUCCAAGAAUGCUUGAAAAACACAGCUUCUCUGUUCGCUACACAGUAAACAUGAUCAGUAAGCUGCAGCUAACUAAAUCUAGACUGGAGUCAUUUAACAACAUACCAUCUUCUUUUUGUUCAAAGACAAUGCUGAACAAAAUUGCCAAAUCCGGUUUACGGUUAAACCAUCUCAUCCUUGCAGGAAAUAGAGGAGGUGUUGAUGGUAUACGCGAAUUGCUUACAGAACAGAUCGACGGGAAGCCCCGAGUUACCAAAGACAAGAAGAUACUGGACUCGAUUUCAGAACAUAUUAUGUCAUUGCAAAACUAGAAAAAAAACAUUGUCUGAACGUUUAUACAUUAUUUUUUUUAUUUUAUAUUACACGUUUAGUUUCUAGAUAAAACACAUUACGAUUUUAUAAUAUUGACAUCAAUUCACGAUCAUUGAACAAAACAAAAAGUAGGAUAAAAGGAUAAUGGAAGAUUUGCAUCAAACUUUGAUAUAUUGUGUAGGUUUUAUCUAUAAAUUACGUGUAUCCCCUUUGCUUUUAUAAUAUAAAACAUAGUCACCAUCUAAUUUCAGGAUGGAAUAAUAAAUCAGUACUAUUGUCUAUUUUUUGUGUUGUACGUCGUACGACGAUUCAUCGGCACAUUGAUGACUCGAUUAGGUAAAAAAAUGUGUUUUUCAGUACAGUUUGUCUUUUGACUUUUUCUACAGUUUUUCUGCGGCAUUGUCAAUUUGUUUUCAUCUUUGGAACAUUUCGUUUUCCUUACUGAUUGAGCAGCAGCAAAUAUUUCAUGUAUUUUCGGGUCGAAAAUGUAUUCAAUGAAUGUAUAUCGUCAUUCUGUGGAUUUCAAUGAUAGUUUCCGUUUACUUGGCUUAAACUUUUACAGAUUCUAAACUACCAGUCCAUUGUUUAAAGAUUUUCUUUUAUCAUUAAAUCAGUGCCUUAAUUGUUGUUCAUUGACGUAAACCCCACACUGAUAGAAAAAUUAAGUUAUACAUGACUAGGGUCUCAUCUAAUCUGUAAACAAAUGAAUAUCCGUAAUAACUAGUGAUACUUUUUCAGACAGGAUAAUUAUUUCAUAAGCGCUAUAGCGCGUAAUUAGUUUAAAAACACAUUGUAAACAAAGAGACGCCUUGAGGUAGCGGUCGUUGUCUUCAUUUGACAAGAUUUUUAUGUUGGUGACUAUUCUGCUGAUAGAGACUUGACGUUGCGUAAUCCUCUUCGGCGACGUCAUGCAAUUUCUAUCUUUUACCGUCAGCAAUACCCUUUCAACGGCUGAUAUAUAAAAAAGGAGUCCGGUAACCAUAGGAAAAUUAUAUAUCAAUAGAAAGGAAAAUUCUAUCAUAAAAACAUUUAAUUUUUAUAGAAAAAUCGUGGGAAUGGUUUUAACUGCAGUUUAAAAUAAGCUGGAAAUUUCUUACUUUUUGCGUAAAUUUGACGUUAUGUCUAUGUACUUCAUGGUGUUUUUCUAACAAUUUCAAAUGACUGUAACUUUGAAAGUACAUCGGUUACCCACUCAAAAUUUUCAAUUUUUCUGUUUGUUUUUAAAAGUUCUACGUGAAUACAAUUUCUUAAAAAAAUCGGUGGACAAGCCAUUUACGUACCUGUUACCUUAAGU
Messenger RNA from Mytilus trossulus (common blue mussel), 4013 nucleotides. RefSeq lists its product as uncharacterized. Gene Ontology annotation, biological process: DNA catabolic process. The record is from RefSeq and is a predicted model, not a curated record. The coding region runs from base 100 to 2718 and encodes 872 amino acids. Gene Ontology annotation, cellular component: cytoplasm. Gene Ontology annotation, molecular function: nucleic acid binding; 3'-5'-DNA exonuclease activity. NCBI's taxonomy places the organism in Eukaryota, Metazoa, Mollusca, Bivalvia, Mytilida, Mytilidae. The transcript has 5 exons.